Molecule: messenger RNA, 3493 nt
Organism: Drosophila virilis
Lineage: Eukaryota; Metazoa; Arthropoda; Insecta; Diptera; Drosophilidae
Gene: Cdc27
Product: cell division cycle protein 27
Biological process (GO): metaphase/anaphase transition of mitotic cell cycle; protein ubiquitination; cell division
Cellular component (GO): anaphase-promoting complex; cytoplasm
Molecular function (GO): protein binding
Source: RefSeq, a predicted model, not a curated record
AAUUACUUUGCUGGCAUCGCCAAUCACACGGAAAUAAUUCGACAAAUUUUAGUUUUUAAUGCAAACGGAAAGGCUAUAAAUUUCGCCUUUGGAUGAUAUAUAUAACUCGCUUUAGUGUAAAACAGUCAAUUUUGUAAUGUUUGAGUGUGUGUGUGUGCGGAAAAGCUAAUGCAAAGGCCUUGAAAAUUGUUACGAAAAUUGACUGACGUACGGAGUGCUGAGAUACGUGCUAAAAGAAGAAGAGAAGCCUCGCCAGCGCAAUAUUAGAAGUGGUGGUCAGGGAACAAGCAGCAGCAGCAGCACACCGCAGCACACCCCGCAUUAAAGUUACACACACACGACACUCUUUUUUUCAUUUGAUUGCUGGAAAAUUGCACAGCGUGCGGAGUCACUGCAGCAUGAUCCAUUGCAUUGUAUUUCGUUUGCGUAUGUGAAGCAUAAAAAGGCCCCCCAGAAAACUGAUACUGAAACCGAAACCGGAUUAAAAGUGCAGCUCGAACAGCACCGAUUGUAACUAGGGCGCCCCAGCUAAGUGAAAAGCUUGUGGCGUCGUGGCGUCGGAGCGGAUACAGAGAGUUUCGAGACAGUUUGACUUAAAAUUCAAAAAUCAUGAUGAUACAAGAGCCCGUGCAGGCCGCCAUAUGGCACUGCCUCAACCACUACGAUCAUAAGGAUGCUGUUUUUCUCGCGGAGCGCCUCUGCUCAGAAGUGGAAAGCGACGAGACAAUAUUUUUGUUGGCCACCAGCUAUUAUCGUUCAAAUCGAUUGGAUCAGGCCUAUUGGCUGCUCCUGGAGAAGUCGCGCCGCUCGCCGCAAUGCCGCUACUUGCAGGCGAAAUGCGCUUACGAGCUGAAGAAAUAUGCGGAAGCAGAAAGUGCUCUGAUUUCCAGCGGUUUUGUGGACAACAAACACUUUGAUGAGGUGCAGCGCGAGUUCGGCGAAAUCGCCUGCUUUGCCUAUCAAUUAAUGGCACAGAUCUGUAUGCGAACGGAGCGCCAGAAGUUGGCGGUGAACGCGUUACGUCGCGCCCUCAAACUGAAUCCGUUUAUGUGGCAUGCGUUUGCCGAUCUGUGCCUGCUGGGUCAGGAAACGGAUACAGCGGCAAUAUUCCAAAUUCAAAGCACUGAUGUGUUCAACACUUGCCAGGGCAGCAGCGCCAAUGCCAAUUCCAUGGUGCUGUUCGGCGGCAGCGCUGUUAACGAGCAGCAACAGCAGCUGGAAAACCUGCUGCUUAACAAUGUAAGCAAUAACUCCAAUUAUAUACUAAGCACCCCAGUGGAGCAGCAGCAGCAACAUCAGCAGCAACUGCAGCAGCAGAACAACAACGGCAGCAGCUUGGCCACGCUACAGAAUCUGAUGACGCCAAACAACAAUAUCAACAACAACAACAAUAACAAUCUCAAUAGCUCCAUUACAAUGCUGCGUGGCGGCGUCCAACAACAGAGCACCAACACCAACUCGAGCAUGAUGCUACUAGAGGACACACCCAUGGGUUAUGCAGCGCAUGAUGCGCCCGCACAGCAACAGCAGCAGCUGGCGCAGCAUCAACAUCAAUUGUAUGAUGCCAACAAUGGCACACCAUUUCGAAAGCAAUUCAAAUAUCUGUCUGCAAUAUCGCCGUUAACGCCCAGCUUUGGCAUUAUGCCGCUGACUAGUCCCUGCGAUGGCGGCUCAGCUGUGCUGCAGGCAAAUUUAAACCUGUCCGCGUAUUCACCAUUGCCACAAAUGCUGGUCGAGGUCAAUCAGGAGCCAAAAAUCAUUGGGAAAAAAUUUAAGACGCAUGUGGGCGGACUUAUCAAUCGUCAGGAGAAAAGUAAACCCGCCGUUUUUACGCAGGCUGGCAACAUAACUCCGCGCACGCCAAACAACGUGGUUGGCAAUGGACCCCCGAAUCCCAAUGCGGCAGUGCGUCGCAGCUCGCGGCUGUUCAGCAAUUCGGCGUACUCUGUCAAGGAGAACAACAAAUCGCCCAAUAUAACGAACAAUAACAAAUUUGUACAGCCGCGAUCGCCACCACGCAAAACCAAAUCGUCACGCAUGACCAAAAUAUGUUUAAACAACGAACUAAUUGAGGAGAAGACGCAUCACCAUCUCGCCGAGAAGCUGAGCGAAAAGCAGUCGCGCAAGGAAAAAGAAAAAGUGGAAACAAUCACAUCGGGCGCAACAGCCGGUGGCAACAGUCAAUCAACAAUCAAUAAUCGCAGCGCCGAAGAAGCCAAAGUCCUGCUAAACAACAGCCUCAACAAUGCCCAGACGCUGGCGCAUCAGCUGCUGAGCAUGAAGAAGCAAUCGGCGGACGGUCUAAUGCUGCUGCUGCGCGACCUGGCCGAGGGCUAUAAGCUAUUGUCGGCGUUUCAGUGCAAAGCGGCCAUUAUGCAUCUGGAGGGGACGAUACCAAAGCAUCAUUUAAGCUCCAGUUGGGUGCAGUCGCUGAUCGGCAUGUGCCGCUACGAGCUGCGCGACUAUGAGGCCGCCGUGCUUAUAUUCAAGAGGAUACACGAAACGGAGCCGUGUCGCUUGGAUUACAUGGAAAUCUAUUCCACAUCGUUGUGGCACUUGCAGAAGGAGGUCGCUUUGUCGGCGCUCGCCCAGGACCUCAUCGCUCAGGAUAAACGUAGUCCGGUGACGUGGUGUGUGGCCGGCAAUUGUUUCUCGCUGCACAAGGAGCACGAAACGGCAAUUAAGUUCUUUAAACGUGCUGUUCAAGUAGAUCCAGACUUUGUGUACAGCUAUACGCUCCUGGGACACGAGCUGGUACUUACCGAGGAGUUCGACAAGGCGAUGGACUAUUUUCGGGCAGCUGUCGUGCGUGAUCCACGGCAUUAUAAUGCCUGGUUCGGCAUUGGCACAAUUUACUCCAAGCAGGAGAAAUACGAGCUGGCCGAGCUGCACUAUGUGAAGGCGCUGAAAAUCAACACACAGAACUCGGUCAUCCUGGUACACAUCGGAGCCAUGCAGUUCUUCAUGCAGAAAAAGGAUCUGGCACUGCAAACGCUUAAUACGGCAGCUACGAUAGAUCCGAAAAAUCCGUUGGCACGCUUUCAUCGAGGCUCCAUAUAUUUCUCGCUGGGCAAAUACCAGGAGGCGUUGCGCGAACUGGAGGAACUCAAGGAGAUUGUGCCAAAGGAGUCGGUUGUGUUUUAUCUGAUUGGUAAAAUACACAAGACGUUGGGCAACAUGGAUCUGGCAUUGAUGCAUUUCAGUUGGGCCACCGAUCUGGAUCCGAAGGGCGCAAAUAAUCAAAUCAAAGAUGCCUUCGAUUCAAUGGCGCAUCCCAAUUGCUGUCCACCCAAUGACAAUGCCCUGGAUGUGGACUUUGAUCCAACAUCGGAGCGUUCCGAUGACUCAACGCAGGCGCAGCAGGAUGUUAGCUACGACAGCGACUACUAGAAAAUGUCUCCAAGUCUGAGUGCUUGUAUAUAAUUACAUAAUUAAUACACAUAUUUGAAAGAGAAAACAAAACCAAUUAUGAAUUAUAUUGAAGUUUAGAUAA